AUGGAUCAAGUGUCUAGCUUUCUCGAGAACAUUCUAGCUUCAGAAACAACUGAACAAGAGUUGGAGGAUGUUAUUAACGAAGAGAUUGAUGUUGUACCUAAUAACGACUCCAAAAAGAGGAUGUCCAUAGCAUCGAAUCAAUCAACUAAUUCAAAUAAGUAUAAUAAUGAAGUGAUUAAUAUUAAGUCAAUUGAUCAUUCCAAUCCUAAAAAUUUGAAAGACAUAUCGUCAUUCUGGUAUCUUAACUCCAAUGAUGAGCCCAAGAAUUCAGUAAUGACCGAUAAAUUGAUGGAGAAGGUUAUAUCUAUGAUAAUACCGCUUACUACUGAAAAGGAUAAGGUUAUUGAUGAUCGAAUAAUAAUGCAGCAACAGAGACCCCCGUUGUCGAUUAAUAUAAUGUCGAGAAACUCAAUUCAGUUGAAUCAAAGACUCUCGGCCAUUUUCCAAUUCAUUGAUAAUGUUAUAAAGUUUAUAAGUUGGUAUAAUCCAUAUUUCACCAUUGGGAUUCUAUUGAUAAUAACUCAUUUGAUUUUGAAGCCUUAUUUAUUAAUAACUUUACCGAUUUUUUUAGUUAUGAAUAAUAUUUUAAUACCUAAUUAUUUGAAUUUAUAUCCUCCUGAUAAGUCAAUGAUUGAUAGUUCUUUCCAUCAGUCUAAUCCUCGUCCCUAUGAAGGUGGCUUCCCCUUGAACAAGUAUAAAAUUCCCAAACCAAUACCUGAAUUUUCAAGAGAGUUUGUCCUUAACUUAACUGAUUUACAAAAUCAUAUGAUUCUUUAUAUUAAGACUUACGAUUUUAUAAUUUGGUUAUUCACCGACUACUUGUUUUUCAAAGAUGAAAAUAUUACUUGUUUGAUUUAUUUGUCUUUGAUUUUUUUGUCACUUUAUUCAAUUUUCAUCUUACCAAGUAUAUUACCAGUGAUAAUUCAAUAUUUACCAAUAAAGUUCUUGUUGAUAGUUAAUCUAUGGGCAUUUGUUGGUAUAUGUCAUCCUUAUUUCCAUGAUUUCAUCCUUGAUUUCAUAUACGAUGAAAACACUAGAAUGAAAACUCUGGAAAUUGUUUGUAAAUUUGAAAAUUUUGGAUUAAAAUUCAUUAGUGACUAUGACCAAUUAGAAGAAACAAGAUGGGUUGAAAUAUUUGAAUUACAAAAAUUGAAUUCAAUUACUAAAAUAUGGGAAAAAGUUGGUUUUGUUAAUGAUUUUUAUACAAUCAAUAAUCCAAUAAGAAAAUUAAACAAAAAUUUAUUUGAAGAAUACUUACAAGAAAAUAAUGAUUUGAAACUUUCACAGGAGAAUGAAAGUGAAGAAGAAGAUGCUCAAGAUGCAAUGUUGAUUAAAAUAAAACAACAGAAUCAAUUGAAAGAUAUAAAAGCACCAAUUGAUUGGGAAUUUGAUGAAAACUUACCAUGGCAAUUAGAUUUAAAUGUUAAUGAUUGGGUUGAAGAGAAAUUAAUACAAGAUAUAGUUAAUAUCGAUGACGAUGAAAAAUGGGUUUAUGAUUUCAUGAAUAUCGAUCCAAAUGAUCGAUCAAACCAAUUAUUUAGAAGAAGAAGAUGGAUUAGAAAUUGUAAAAGAAAACAAUCAAUCUAUUCCACUGAACGUUUAAGUAAAUCUUUUUCAAGCUUUUUAAUGUAA
Hyphopichia burtonii NRRL Y-1933 is the source of this 1632-nucleotide messenger RNA. RefSeq lists its product as uncharacterized. Gene Ontology annotation, cellular component: peroxisomal membrane. Gene Ontology annotation, biological process: peroxisome organization. The transcript is spliced from 2 exons. NCBI's taxonomy places the organism in Eukaryota, Fungi, Ascomycota, Pichiomycetes, Serinales, Debaryomycetaceae. Bases 1 to 1632 code for a protein of 543 amino acids. The record is from RefSeq and is a predicted model, not a curated record.